CAUUCGGCAUGCAAUGUCUGCUUAUCACGUGUUUUGAACGUUAAAAGAAACAGUAACAAAAAUGGAAAUGAAAAGUAAAGUUUUAUUAAAGCAAGGAGCUGAAGCUAAAGUAUAUAAAUGUACUUUUCUUGGUAAAGAAUCUAUUUUGAAGGAAAGAUUUAAGAAAACUUAUCGUUUCGAGAAAUUAGAUGAGAUGCUGACGAAGGAAAGAAUGAAAGCAGAACUUCGAUCUCUUCUACGAUGUCGACAAGCAGGUAUACAUUGCCCAGCAGUUUAUUUUGUGAAUAUGCCAGAAUCUUAUGUUGUCAUGGAAUUUAUUCCAAAUAUUACUGUAAGACAAUUCAUACAGCAGUGUCAAACUUCUAAUGAUCAAAAUGCUGAGUUAAUGAAUCUUGUUGAAAAAAUUGGUAAAGAUAUUGCAAAAAUGCAUUCAAAUGACCUCAUUCAUGGUGAUUUAACUACAUCUAAUAUGCUGAUAUAUAAUAAUUUACAAUCUGAAGUACAUUUUAAAGAAGAUAGUAAAAUAUAUUUUAUUGAUUUUGGACUUAGUUAUGUUAUGAAAAAUCCAGAAGAUAAAGGUGUUGAUCUCUAUGUAUUGGAACGAGCUUUUUUAAGCACGCAUCCUAAUACAGAAAAUUUAUUUCAACACUUACUUAAGAGUUAUAGAAAUUCAUACAAAAGUGCUGUAGAAGUUUUAAAAAAAUUAGAUGAAAUAAGAUUAAGAGGAAGGAAAAGAACAAUGGUUGGUUAAUAUAACUUUUGUUUCAUUAUGUAAAUAUGACUGGUUUGAAUUAUAUAAAACAUAUUUUUAUUAUGACAAUUGAAAAC
This is a messenger RNA of Centruroides sculpturatus (bark scorpion), 828 nucleotides long. RefSeq names its product TP53-regulating kinase-like (gene Prpk). The transcript is spliced from 2 exons. The coding region runs from base 62 to 751 and encodes 229 amino acids. The record is from RefSeq and is a predicted model, not a curated record. Gene Ontology annotation, biological process: protein phosphorylation. Gene Ontology annotation, cellular component: nucleus; EKC/KEOPS complex; cytosol. Gene Ontology annotation, molecular function: protein serine/threonine kinase activity; ATP binding. Lineage: Eukaryota; Metazoa; Arthropoda; Arachnida; Scorpiones; Buthidae.